Molecule: messenger RNA, 1272 nt
Organism: Haliotis rufescens (red abalone)
Lineage: Eukaryota; Metazoa; Mollusca; Gastropoda; Lepetellida; Haliotidae
Product: putative ankyrin repeat protein RF_0381
Exons: 1
Coding region: 1-1272 (423 amino acids)
Molecular function (GO): protein binding
Source: RefSeq, a predicted model, not a curated record
AUGGCUGCGGCAAGGUAUGGACAAAGAGGCGUGUUUGAUUUUCUUGUGAGCAAGGGAUGUGACGAGGAGAUGAUUGACGACUCUGGUAACAAUAUCCUCCACGUAGCCUGUCUUGGAGGAGACUUGAAGUUAGUGAAGUCAAUUCUGGUGAAGGAGACUGUUGGGAUAAACAGUAGAGGCCAUUGUGGGAGGACGCCAAUGAUGGCUGCAGCGCGUAUGGGACACAAACAUGUUUUAAAGACUCUGUUGAAUAGUCAAUGUGAUGCAUCACUCGUAGAUGAUGACAAUAACAACAUACUUCAUUAUGCGUGCAUUGGGGGACACCUGGACGUAGUGCAGUAUAUCCUGAAAAGGACUAUUAUAGACAUUAACAGUAAAGGGAAACAUGGCAUGACUCCAGUGAUGAUCUCAGUAGAGAUUGAUCACCGACACAUGUUUAAUUUACUUGUGCACAAAGGAGCUGAACUGUCACAUGUCGAUGAUAAUGAAAACAACAUUCUUCAUUUGACCUGUUCUAGCGGGAAUGUAAAAAUGGUGACAGAUCUACUUGCCAAAGAUAGUGUGGACAUCAACAGUAGGGGACAGAAUGGGGGAACAGCUUUGAUGUGGGCAACAUGGUGGCACCAGAGUGACGUUAUUGACUUACUUUUGAGCAAAGGAGCUGAUGCAUCACUAACAGACAAUGAUGGUAACAACAUACUUCAUAAUGCGUGCAUUGGGGGACACCUGGAGGUAGUGCAGUAUAUCCUGAAAAAGAACAUUGUAGACAUCAAUUGUAAAGGGAAACAUGGCAUGACUCCAGUGAUGAUCUCACUUGAUGUUAGACACAUGCUCGUGUUUGAUUUUCUUGUGCGCAGAGAAGCUGAUCUGUCACACGUAGAUGACAAUGGUAACAACAUUCUUCAUCUAGCAUGUCUCUGGGGGUGUAAGGUGAUAGCAAAGUAUAUCCUCUCCAAACACAUUGUUGACAUCGACAGCAAGGGACAAUCCAGUAGGACACCAGUAAUGAUGGCAGCAGUGAGUGGACAUAAAGAAGUGUUCAGCUUACUUGUGAGUGAAGGGGCUAAUCUGUCAAGCAUUGAUGCCAGUGGUAACAACAUCCUUCAUUUGGGAUGUUUAGGAGGAAGUGAAAGCAUAGUGCAGCACAUCCUGUCACACAAUGUUGUUGACAUUAAUGCCAUGAACCAUGAUGGAUCAAAAGCUACUAAUAUCGCCACAGAACAGGGUCAUAGUUCAAUAUGUGAACUUCUUGGACCGCAGCCUACCAACUGA